AUGGUUAAUGUAUUCAACGUUCAAAUCUUUUUCAUUGUCUUUAGAGAAUGUUUGGAAGCCGUUGUCGUUGUUUCUGUGCUAUUAGCAUUUUUGAAACAAGGAAUUGGUAAAACAACAAGUGACCCCAAGGUUUAUAAAAAGCUACGAAAACAAGUUUGGGUAGGGGCGAUACUAGGGGUGGCUAUAUGUCUUGUUAUCGGUGUUAUAUUCAUUGCUUUGUUUUAUACUUUAAAGAGCGAUAUUUGGGCCAAAUCUGAAGAUUUAUGGGAAGGUAUAUUUUGUAUUAUUGCCACGGUAUUGAUUUCGAUGAUGGGUAUUGCCAUGUUGAGAAUUAACAAGAUGAAGGAGAAAUGGAGAAUCAAAUUAGCUCAAGCCUUAACGAAAAAGCCAGACAACAAGAAGGAUCGAUUCAAAAUUGGAUACUUGACUAAGAAAUACUGUAUGUUUAUUUUACCAUUGAUUACUUGUUUAAGAGAAGGUUUGGAAGCAAUUGUUUUUGUUGGUGGUGUUGGGUUAAACUCGCCAGCUACUUCUUUCCCGAUUCCCGUUAUCUGUGGAUUAAUUGCCGGAAUUGCCGUUGGAACUAUAUUGUACUUUUCAGGUUCGUCAGUUUCAUUACAAGUUUUUCUUAUUAUUUCAACAGGAAUAUUGUAUCUUAUUUCAGCAGGGUUGUUUUCCAGAGGGAUAUGGUAUUUUGAGUCACACACAUUUAAUAUGCAAACAGGUGGUGACGCUUCAGAGAAUGGUAGUGGACCUGGUACUUACGAUAUAGCCAAAUCCAUUUGGCAUGUCAAUUGUUGUAAUCCUGAAACUGAUAAUGGUUGGGAUGUUUUUAAUGCUUUAUUGGGAUGGCAGAAUUCGGCAACUUAUGGAUCUGUUUUAUCCUACAAUAUCUAUUGGCUUGCCGUUAUAGUUACUUUGAUGUUGAUGCUUUACGAAGAGAAAACAGGUCACUUACCAUUAAUGAAGGGAGUCACUUUGAGAUCGUUGAAUCCAAUGUAUCAUAUAAAGAAUAAGAAACAACAUGAGUUGACUGAGGAAGAAAAACAUAAAUUGUUCAUGGACUUGCAAAAUACUAGAUUUGAUGUUAAUGAAGGGGAGGAGGAGCAGCAGGAGGAGGAGCAGCAGCAAGAGGAGGGGUACGAAGUAAACGAGUUUGAUGACGUUGAUGAAGACAAGAAGGAGGUAAUUGGUUUUGGCCCUGAAAAGUCAAGUUACCAAUAG
Messenger RNA from Lodderomyces oxycetoniae, 1224 nucleotides. RefSeq names its product FTR1 family protein. The coding region runs from base 1 to 1224 and encodes 407 amino acids. Lineage: Eukaryota; Fungi; Ascomycota; Pichiomycetes; Serinales; Debaryomycetaceae. The record is from RefSeq and is a predicted model, not a curated record. The transcript has a single exon. Gene Ontology annotation, biological process: iron ion transmembrane transport. Gene Ontology annotation, molecular function: ferrous iron transmembrane transporter activity. Gene Ontology annotation, cellular component: high-affinity iron permease complex; plasma membrane.